This is a messenger RNA of Mercurialis annua (annual mercury), 3055 nucleotides long. Its product is annotated as putative pentatricopeptide repeat-containing protein At1g12700, mitochondrial. Gene Ontology annotation, molecular function: protein binding. NCBI's taxonomy places the organism in Eukaryota, Viridiplantae, Streptophyta, Magnoliopsida, Malpighiales, Euphorbiaceae. The transcript has 2 exons. The record is from RefSeq and is a predicted model, not a curated record. The coding region runs from base 117 to 1904 and encodes 595 amino acids.
GCCCAUCAUAAAUUUCAUUUAAAAAAAAAACAGAUACCUAAACUAAAACUCGUCUCUCAGGAAUCUAAAUUGUGCAGACAGUGCUUCAUUUAAAUGUCUGAUUAGUAAAGCUCGUCAUGUUAAAGAGUAGCCGGAAAUCGCUCGUGUUAUGUUCCGCUUCAGCUCCAUUUAGUUUCGGAAUUAACGCUCAAAAAAAGGGUACGCUUCGUUUUUGUAUUUCUUGUCUCCAUGCUUGGUCCAAUAAUGGUGUACAACUCACAAACACGACCAAAACUAGCUCACUUAGCACUAAUAUUAAUGAUGCAUUAGCCUCUUUUAACCACAUGCUUCACAUGAAUCCCAUGCCCUCUGUUAUUGAGUUUAAUAAAUUAUUAUCUUCAAUUGUGAAAGCCAAGCGUUUUCAGACAGGGGUUUCUCUGUUAAAACAGAUGGAUUUGGUUGGAAUUUCUUAUGAUGUUUGUACUAUUAAGAUUCUCACUAAUUGCUUUUGCAAUCUACAUCAUGUCGGUUUCGGGUUUUCCAUGGUGGGAAGAAUUAUUAAACUCGGAUUUCGGCUCGACAUUAUUAUGCUUACCACUUUGAUUAAUGGGCUUUGUCGAGACGGUAAAAUUGCGCAGGGGGUUGAGUUGUUUGAUCAAAUUGUGGCGGAGGGUUAUCGUCCUGAUGUUUAUACGUAUACCGUCAUUAUCAACGGUCUUUGUAAAAUUGGAAAAUCGCACGCUGCCACCAGUUUACUCAAGAGGAUGGUUGACAGUGGUUGCGAACCUAAUGUGGUCUCGUACAGCGCUAUUAUUGAUAGUCUUUGCAAGGAUACUUUUGUGUCGGAGGGAUUUGAACUAUUCUCAGAGAUGAAGGGAAAAGGCAUAUUGCCUGAUGUUUUCACUUACACGUCGUUGAUUCAUGGUUUUUGCAAUUCUGGCCGAUGGAAGGAAGCGUCGGCUCUACUUAAGGAAAUGAUGGAUGAGAACAUCACGCCGAAUAUAGUCACGUUCAAUGUAAUGAUCAGUGAGCUUUGUAAGGAUGGAAAGGUUUCUAAGGCUAAUGGUAUAGUAAAAAUAAUGACGGAGAGAGGAAUAGAACCUGAUAUUUUCACCUACAAUACGUUGAUGGAUGGAUAUUGUUUACAAAACAACAUCAAUCGAGCUAAAAGAAUCUUUCGCAUGAUGGUUACUAAGGGCUGUAGUCCUGAUACUUUUACCUACACUAUCUUGAUUCACUGGUAUUGUAAGAGCAAAAGCAUAGAUGAGGCGAAGCGGCUUCUUGGUGAAAUGACUAGUAAAGGUUUAGUUCCCGACAUGUUUACUUAUAAUACUCUUAUGCGUGGGUUAUGCCAAGCAGGAAGCCCUUUGGAUGCACACGAGCUUUUCAAGAAUAUAUGUGCCCACGGCCAUCUUCCAAGUACUGUAACUUACUCGAUUCUGAUUGAUGGCUUCUGUAAACAUGGCGAUCUUGAUGCUGCAUUGACCCUAUUUCAUGAAAUGCAUAAGGGAAGGCUGAGGCCCAACAUUGCUAUCUACAAUAUCCUAAUUGAUGGCAUGUGUAAAGCUGGUAAGCUUGAAGAUGCAAAGGAUCUUUUUUCAAAACUUUCCGUUGAAGCGUUGCAACCUGAUCUUCACACAUUUACUGCACUAGUCAAGGGAUUUUGCAAUGGAGGUUUGCUAGAUGAGGCAUAUGAGGUGUUUGGAAAAAUGGAAGAGGAUGGCUGCCCACCAAACAGUUGCUCUUAUAAUGUUAUCAUCCAGGGAUUUCUCCGGCACAAGGAUCUGCAAGGAGCAAGACGUCUUAUUCAUGAAAUGCUUGAUAAGGGUUUCUCUGCAGAUGCCACCACAACUGCCUUAGUUAUAGAUUUAAUGUCCAAUGAUGAUGUCACUAUGAAAAAGCUACUAGAUCAUGUAGAGAAUUAGCAUGCUGAAAUGGAAAAAUUUAUCGACUAGGAUUUCUGCAAACUGCAAGUUCUCUUCCGUGAGCUAAGAGAUUCGUGUAGAAAAGGUAAAGUCACUGAUGGUGGCAGAUAAUGGCAUUUUCCGGUGGGAUGAGGAUAUUCUUACUGAUUUGUUUAAUGAGACUGAUCAGCGAAGAAUUAGGACUAUUCCUCUAAAUAAUGCGCACUAUGAAGACAGGACAAUUUGGCUGCCUGAUUUGAGAGGCAUUUUUUCGGUGCGUAGUGCUUAUAGAAUUCAGCAGCUCAAUAUUUCACGUACUAGUCAUAUAAACUCAAAGUUCUUGCAACAAUUAUGGACAAGGAGGAUCCCUUCAAAAUAUAAGGUGUUUAUGUUGAGGGCUACUAGAAAUUGGUUGCCUACGAGGGAUAACCUGAUUAGUCGUAGAGUCGAGAUGCAAGGUAACUGUACUUUCUGACUUUUUGUAGUGAUUAUGUUGAAUCUGUUGUGCAUGUUCUAUUUGCUUGUAAUCUGGCAUUGCAAUGUAACCUAGAUAAUGUGAUUCAAGGUUUGAAUUCUGUAGAUCAACUAUGGGACAAAUUGUAUCAGCAUGGGCAUACAAAUUUAAGUGAACCAGCUGUUAUGGUCUUUUGGAGCUUAUGGGGGGGCGAGAAAUGAUCUAUUGUGGAAUAAUAAGCAUGUUUCAGCUAAAGAAAUUGUAAAUAGAACAGGACAGACUCUGCAUCAAUGGCAGACGGCAAAUGGAAGUCAUAUUCAGUUUAAGAUGGAUUCGAUGCUAAGUGGGGGCGAUGUUUCUUGGAGUAAGCCUCAGUCUGGAGAAUUGAAGAUGAAUGCUGCUUUUAAUAAUACCCAUCGCUGUAUGGCAGCUGUUAUUCGUGAUGAUAGAGGACAGUGGGUAGGAAGUUUAUUAUUUCCAAAUUGUUAUGCUCCAAACACAGCUGUAGCGGAAGCUUGGGGAUUAAAAGAGGCGCUUUCGUGAUUAAAUGUUAAGAUACAACAAAGGCGACGGUGGAAAUGGAUUGCCAACGGGUUGUCCAUGCGCGUCAUAUAGAAAUAGAUCCACAGUCCUAUUUCCUAUGUUUAAUUUCUGAUUGUAAGCAUUUACUGAGUACUAUGAGUAAUGUUUCUGUUAAGUUUGUUUUUCGUUCUGCGAA